This is a messenger RNA of Epithele typhae, 942 nucleotides long. RefSeq lists its product as uncharacterized. Bases 1 to 942 code for a protein of 313 amino acids. The transcript has 5 exons. Lineage: Eukaryota; Fungi; Basidiomycota; Agaricomycetes; Polyporales; Epitheliaceae. The record is from RefSeq and is a predicted model, not a curated record.
AUGUCCAAAGUCGCCAUUAACUCCACCGUGAAAGCCACCGCCGUGGUCAUUGGCGGCACUGGCUUGAUAGGGAUUUGGAUCACUAAAUCCCUCCUCACUGACUACCGUUCCGUGUUCCCUACCGUUCGCGUCACCACCCGCGACGUCAACGGCCCCAAGGCCCGCGAGCUCGCCGCGCUCGGAGCUGAGGUCUUCAACUCCGACGCUCUCGAGGACGCUCUCAAGGGUGCUAACGUCGUCGUGAACACCCUCCCGACGAACUUUCCAGAGGCCGAGAAGCAGAAGCUCACUACGGCAAUUGCAGCGAGCAGCGCCAAAGUCUACUUUAUGAGCGAGUUCGGCAUCGAUUACGCCCUGAAUGACUUCCCGGGGUACGAGCACUCUGAGUGGACCACCAAGCGCGUGAUGACCAAAGAGUCCUACGCCGCCAUGCCCGACAAGAAGAUCAUUCUCCUCCUCGUGGGCGUCUUCCUCGGAACGCUGAACGCGCCCACAUACGCGGCCAUGCUCGGCCUUGACGUCAAGAACAACGCCUACAAGUCUCUCGGGCCUGCGACGACGCCCUUCGCCAUGUCCGCGGAAAUCGACAUCGCGCGCUCCGUCGCGCAGCUCGCCGUCCUCGCGCUCGACCCGGCCACGGCCGCAAGCGUUCCCGACACUGUGCGUCUUGCGCCCAUCACGACGUCGCACGCCGGCAUUGCGGCGGCCGUCGCCCGCGUGCGAGGUGUGCCGCUCGCGACGGUCGAAAAGGAGGACCUGGCGGCUUACAAGAAGGCGCUGAGCGAGAAACCGACGAACAACCUGUUCGAUUACAUCAAGGUGGUUACUGGGGAAGGGAAGCUCAACUUCUCCGCGAACCACGACAACGAGCUCAUCAACCCUGGGCAGCGUCUGUGGAAGUGGAAGACGUUGGAGGACGAACUCGACGAGGGGAAGGCCUGA